CGGGUGUUUCUACUUCUUUUUUCUCGCUAUCUUCAACUUCGAAAGGCCACGCAAGAGGACAGCUGAUUCAGGGUGACUGAACAAUGUGAACCCUUUCCCCUGUAACCGCGGAUUGAGAUAUGGCCGGUCCAGUUUGCACAGAUGGAUUUUGCGACCUCUGGAAUUCCACUUGCGCUCACUUCGAUAUCAACCGUGUCUCCCAGUCCCGUCUGUUGGAUCGGCCCAGGCGAGAAUGUGCCUCCCACGGUGGUGUUGCAUCCGUCUCUCCGGCCCGGUUGGUGUGUCCACGAGCAGUGAGUUGGGUUGUAGGCUUGAAGCCAUGUGGUAGGCGACGAAGUGCUGGUUUCCAGCAUACCCUGCACCACGUUGACAAACUAGCAUACACCAUCCCCAAUAAGGUACCAUUAAACUUGCUCACCAGCCAAGACGGUGCCCAUUGAGCAAAGUUAACAACCUCGAGAUACUAUCAGCUCAAUGGGAUUGGAUUCGACGACUACGCAGCCGACAUACAUCUCGCGUUCGAAAGGCAUCCUGUUGGCUCCUUGCAGAGUCCGUUCCAAAGAGCGACCCUUUGCGAGAUCGUUUUAUACCAAAUGCUAAAGAUAUAUUCGAUCCGCCCUCAACGACCAGAGGUGUUCCUGCGGCGGCAGACAGCUCUUCAUUAUUACCCCUCAGUGCUCCGUCCUAACACUCUAGCACAACAGCUCCCAGGCAGCUAUGAAACAUUCUGCACACAUCUGGCUCCUAGGCCUUCUGGCCACGGUCUCGUUUGCCGGCGAAACAGGUCUAACAGGCUUCCACGCCAACAUCUAUGACCCAUACUGUGCUACAGCAUGCUUGCGAUCACUCAACGGUAUGACGCUGGAUUGCUCCAGCGAAGGCGUCACCGUCGGCAUGGUGACCUUUCAAACGUCGACGGAAUGCUACGCCCAGAACACGCCUUUCCUGACGAGCGUUGCAUGGUGCGUCCAUACCAAGUGUGCCACCCACCAUCCGUCGGCCUCGCUUCUGGAAUACUGGUGGGACAUGCAGGUCACAGGCCAGAAAGCCGCUGGGGUCGAGGCCGUGCCUGCGAAAUGGACUUACGGCGACACCCUCGCCCAUGUCACCGAGGCUCCAACCCUGCAACUCAGUGCAACAGAUACCGUCCUCAACACGACAUCUCUCGUCGCGCCUAGCACUUACGAGAUGCAGUACAACGUACUAUACGGAGUCCAGCGCGAAGGAACCGUCGAGAACGGAUACGGUAUCGCAAUCCUCGUGACGGGCUUCGGUACACCCGUCCUACUCACUUGGCUCGGCUACGUCCCCGUCAUCUCAACGCUCAUCCACAACCUGAAGCCGCACCUCGUGUGGCCAAGCACAAUCGGCACUUACCACGUCCGUCCGCUGCCGUACCUUCUAGGCAAUGCCCCCACGGUCGGCCAAUCCCUGUACAUUGCGCUGUUCAUCAUCCUGAACAUCAUCCUAACAUCGGUCAACUACGAGUCCCGCCAGCCCAACGCAUGGUACGCGACCCGGUGGCGCGAAAUCGUCGCCUUCGUGCUGUAUCGGACGGGCAACUUCGCGUACAUCAUGGCCCCGCUCGUCUUCCUCUUCGCCGGACGUAACAACAUUCUGCUCUGCAAGUAUCUCACGAACUGGUCCCACUCAACAUACAUUCUGCUCCACCGCUGGAUCGCACGCAUCUUCACAUUCCAAGCCCUCCUCCACUCCGUCCUGGCGCUGGUCCUAUACUGUGAAGAAGGCAUGUACGACAUGGAACACACCAAGCCAUACUGGAGCUGGGGCAUCGUCGCAACCGUAUGUACCGUAGUCCUCUGCUUCUUCAGCGGCCUCUACAUCCGGGCAUUGUUCUACGAAGCCUGGCUGCUGGUGCACAUCGUCCUUUCAGUCAUCGUCGUCGUCGCCUGCUGGUACCACGCCUACGACUUGUACGCUUAUCUCGGCGGUUACUGCUACUGGCUGUACGCGGUGAGCGCAGUAUGGGCGUUCGACCGGGUCGCACGGAUCGUGCGUGUUCUCCAUACGGGUCCCCGUCGCGCGGUGGUGACGGAACUCGGCGGCAAUAUUAAUGGCGAGGCCGCCUACGUACGAUUCGAUAUCCCCGGCGUGCGUUGGGGCCUCGAACCGGGGAACCACGCGUACUUCUACUUUCCAACACUCCACCCCCUGCGGCCAUGGGAGAACCAUCCGUUCUCGUUGCUACCCACGGCGCUGCUCGGUCAGUCGCAUUAUCUUGGCAAAACGGCAGACAGGCGCAGCACAGAAGACGAUCAUAAUUCGACGGACCAGAAGCAGAUCCAACAGGUACAAAUACACCACGGAGCGGAUGCGGAUGCGCAUGCCGACCCCGAGAAAAACAAGCACGGCGCCCUCACCGUCACCGCACGAACGCACACCCGAUUGACGAACGUGGUACGAGACGGCCCUCGUCCUCAUCCGACCGCCCCCACCGCCGGUCUGACGCUUUUCAUCAGGAAGGGCAAGGGCGCCAAGGGGAUGACGAGACUGUUACACGCAGACCAGAGCCUGCUCACCUUCAUUGAGGGCCCGUACCCCAACAACAAUCGUGGCACGACCCAAGUCCUACGCUGUGACCGCCUGUUACUCAUCGCCGGCGGCAUCGGCAUCACCGCCAUUGUCCCCUUUGUCGCCCAUCAUCGAAACGUGAAAUUGGCCUGGAGCCUCAAGGAGUCGGCAAAGUGCCUGGUCGAUGAACUACUCGGCGUAAGCACAGUAAACAGUGUUCUCGGCGCGCUCGCCGACGCCGACAAGGAAGUCCGUAUCGGUAAGAGACUCGAUAUUGCCCGCCUGCUCGCUGCCGAGGUCGAGACAGGCUGGCAGAGUGUCGGCGUGGUCGUCUCGGGUCCCGGUUCACUGUGUGACCAUGUCCGUGCAGCGGUUGUAGCGGCCGCGAAGCAAAAUCCAAAAACCGUGUUCGAGCUGGAGGUUGAGGCGUAUUCUUGGUGAAGGCCACGUCGUACACUGUGUCCGAGCUGGAGAUACUGUGUAGAGGUGUAUUCCUGGUGAAAAGCCGUACGCCGUUUCCAGUGAAACAGCUAUUGGCCUUCACCUUCACCAGGAUUCACUAAGAGGACUACAACCUGUGAGCAGAAGCAAGGAAGCCAGGCACCAGGUGGUACGUACGGUAAACAGGCCAAGCUCAGCCCGCCAGCUUAAUACUACCUAGGUAUUAGUUGUUGGGCAGGACUGUCUUAGAAUACCUUGAGUAGCAAAGUACUACCAUACCUUGGUACACACGAUUAACGAGGCUGUCAUUACCUUAAAUACCUAAAUAUGCAUUACUAUCUCGCCAUAGUAUAUACUAUGACAGCCUCGCGGACCUGUGUACUUGUCGCCCC
Exophiala xenobiotica is the source of this 3365-nucleotide messenger RNA. RefSeq lists its product as uncharacterized. The record is from RefSeq and is a predicted model, not a curated record. Gene Ontology annotation, cellular component: plasma membrane. Gene Ontology annotation, molecular function: ferric-chelate reductase activity. Gene Ontology annotation, biological process: copper ion import; iron ion transport; intracellular iron ion homeostasis. The coding region runs from base 718 to 2973 and encodes 751 amino acids. NCBI's taxonomy places the organism in Eukaryota, Fungi, Ascomycota, Eurotiomycetes, Chaetothyriales, Herpotrichiellaceae. The transcript has 2 exons.